Molecule: messenger RNA, 1635 nt
Organism: Paraglomus brasilianum
Lineage: Eukaryota; Fungi; Glomeromycota; Glomeromycetes; Paraglomerales; Paraglomeraceae
Source: the annotation of a GenBank genome assembly
AUGAAUUCCACACUCUCAAGUGUUUUACCAAAGCCUCGACAUACUCAGCUGAGCUCCGAACAGCACAGUGAAUAUGAACGUGGCUUCGACGAGUUGACUGCAACGAAACGCACAAAAGGUCCCCCACCAUAUGGCCAUCGAGCCGAUUGGAAGCCAAGAAAUCUCGAAGAUUUUGGUGAGGGUGGUGCCUUUCCAGAGAUCCACAUGGCCCAAUACCCUCUCGACAUGGGCCGAAAGAAGACAGGCACAAGCGGAGGAUCUCUUACUUUACAGGUGGAUGCAGAAGGCAGCAUUCGUUAUGAUGCUAUUGCUCGUCAAGGCCAUUCCGAGAAUCGCGUAAUUCACUCACAAUUCAAAGAUUUAGUUCCACUAAGUCAAAGGGUUGACAUCGAAAAAGUCGAUUUGGAAAGACCUACCGACGAUUUGGUUAAAGAAACAACUGAUAAGACAAGAGAAGCAUUGGAAAAGAUUGUGCAAGGGAAAAUAAGAGCAGCACAACCUAAAAAUGUCAAAACAAACAAACCUGCUACCGAACCGGCUUAUAUAAGAUAUACGCCCGCACAACAAGGGGAAUCGUUUAAUUCUGGCGCUAGUCAACGUAUUAUAAGAAUGGUAGAAAUGCCAACGGAUCCCAUGGAACCGCCAAAGUUUAAACACAAAAAAGUGCCUCGCGGUCCACCUUCACCCCCGGCUCCUGUUCUACAUUCACCACCGCGUAAAACUUCUGCAAAGGAGCAACAAGAGUGGGUCAUUCCUCCUUGCAUAUCGAAUUGGAAAAAUGCUAAAGGUUAUACAAUUCCACUCGAUAAACGUUUAGCAGCAGAUGGACGCGGAUUGCAAGAGGUUACAAUAAACGAUAAUUUUGCAAAAUUGUCUGAAGCGCUGUUCGCUGCUGAUCGACAUGCUCGUGAAGAAGUACGUCAGCGCAGUUUAAUGCGAGAAAAACUUGCACAAAAAGAGAAGGAGGAGAAAGAGAAACGAUUACGCAUGUUGGCACAGAAGGCUCGCGAGGAAAGGGCAGGGCUAUCAACGUCUGCUGCAGCACCAUCUUCUGAAGCUGGAGAACAGUCAGAAUCUGGCGAGGAGUCUGACGAAGAAAAGGUCAAACAUCGAGACGAAAUACGACAGGAUCGACGGAGAGAAAGAGAGAGAGAAUAUAGAUUGUCUCGUAUGGGAGCAGAACAGAAAGCGAAAUACCUAGCCCGUGAGGAAGGCCGUGAUAUUUCAGAACAAGUCGCACUAGGGCUUGCCAAACCCACAAUGAGCAAAGACAGUCUGCUUGAUCCACGACUGUUUAGUCAUUCAGGUGGUCUCUCAUCUGGUUUCAAGGAUGACGAAGCAUAUGAUCUCUAUGACAAACCCUUGUUUGCGGGAUCUAGCGCCAACAUGAUAUAUAAUCCAAAGAAAAGCUAUGACCCAGAUCUUUUUGACGGUGAUGAAAAUAUCAGACAACUCUUGGCCAAAACUGGCCAAUCCGCAGAAGCCGGUCAGAUUCGAACUGGUCCUAUUGAGUUUGAGAGAGAGGAAGCAGAUCCAUUUGAUAUCAACCGUUUCUUGGAUGCUGCAAAAAAGGGUGUGAAACGUGGACUAGAAGCUGUAUCGGAAAGCAGUAAGACCAAACGGCAGAAGGACUAG